Enhydra lutris kenyoni (northern sea otter) is the source of this 2772-nucleotide messenger RNA. Its product is annotated as gap junction protein alpha 5. Gene Ontology annotation, cellular component: connexin complex. The transcript has 2 exons. The coding region runs from base 238 to 1314 and encodes 358 amino acids. The record is from RefSeq and is a predicted model, not a curated record. Gene Ontology annotation, biological process: cell communication. NCBI's taxonomy places the organism in Eukaryota, Metazoa, Chordata, Mammalia, Carnivora, Mustelidae.
GGAGGGACCUGGGGGAAAGGGGGUGGAGAAUGAAAGAGUAGGAAGAAGUGGGAGGAGGGAGGGCGACAGACUCGAGUCAAAAGGGGGUGGGAGAGCAACUGACAGGCUGAGUGAGAGCUGGGAAGAGUGGGCAGCGGAGGAGGCAGCCAGGAACCCAGGACCAGAGAAGCCCGUGGAAAUUCCAGAGAGAAGGACUGGGGAGAAGAAGUCCUGGUGGCUGUCUCCUGCUGAGUCAGGAUGGGUGACUGGAGCUUCCUGGGAGAGUUCCUGGAGGAAGUACACAAGCACUCUACAGUGAUCGGCAAGGUCUGGCUCACCGUCCUCUUCAUAUUCCGCAUGCUAGUGCUGGGCACGGCUGCCGAGUCAUCCUGGGGGGAUGAGCAGGCCGACUUCCAAUGUGAUACUAUGCAGCCCGGCUGCGGGAACGUCUGCUACGACCAAGCCUUCCCCAUCUCGCACAUCCGCUACUGGGUGCUACAGAUCAUCUUCGUGUCCACACCAUCGCUGGUGUACAUGGGCCAUGCCAUGCACACGGUGCGCAUGCAGGAGAAGCGGAAGCUGAGGGAGGCUGAGAGGGCCAAAGAGGUCCGGGGCACUGGCUCUUAUGAGUACCCAGUGGCUGAGAAGGCAGAGCUGUCCUGCUGGGAGGAAGUGAACGGGAGGAUUGUCCUCCAGGGCACUCUGCUCAACACCUAUGUCUGCAGCAUCCUGAUUCGCACAACCAUGGAGGUGGCCUUCAUCGUGGGUCAGUACCUCCUCUACGGGAUCUUCCUGGACACCCUGCAUGUCUGCCGCAGGAGUCCCUGUCCCCACCCAGUCAACUGUUACGUAUCCCGGCCCACGGAGAAGAAUGUCUUCAUCGUCUUUAUGCUGGCUGUGGCAGCGCUGUCCCUCUUCCUCAGCCUGGCUGAGCUCUACCACCUGGGCUGGAAGAAGAUCAGACAGCGCUUUGUCAGAUCUCGGCAGAGUACAGCCGAGUGUCAGCUUCCUGGCCCCUCUGCCGGCAUGGUCCAGAACUGCACACCACCCCCUGAUUUCAAUCAGUGUCUAGAGAAUAGCCCUGGGGGCAAAUUCUUCAAUCCCUUCAGUAACAAGAUGGCUUCCCAGCAGAACACCGAGAACCUGGCCACUGAGCAAGUGCAAGGCCAGGAGGCGAUUCCUGGGGAGGGCUUUAUUCACAUCCAUUACGGCCAGAAGCCUGAGGUACCCAAUGGGGCCUCCCCGGGUCACCGCCUUCCCAUUGGCUAUCCAAGUGACAAGCGCCGUCUCAGCAAGGCCAGCAGCAAGGCCAGGUCAGAUGACCUAUCAGUGUGACCCUCUAGUGUUGGGGGGGCGGAAUCCAGGACUAGGUGGGAACAGAGGAAACUCACAGAGGGAAGAUGUGUCCCUAUCGACCCCAUCUCUCAUUCUCAUACCUGUUCUGCUCCUUUUGGGCUUCAGGUCUCCGUGGCAUUGCUCAUUUACUCCAGAAGGUAGGACCAGGCCUCUUCGAGUGCAGGCAGUGACAUGGUUACCCACCCCAGCUGCUGUCCCUUCCCAUCCUCUACCCAGUGUACGUAGAAGGUUUUCAGAUUCUUUGGUCAAGAGGCCAGAGGAAGAAAAGGGAACAGCAGUAAAUCAAGCCACGGGAGGGAUAGCCAGAAGGACAGAAUGGCUCUCUACAUACCAGCAACAUACCAGAUGGGUUCUCCAAGUCUCUAUGGAUUCCUCGACCUGAUCGCCCUUCUUCUUGCAACGAAAAACCCAAAGAUCCCAGCCAAUAAAGAGCAUCAAUCAAAGACCUUCCAUUAGAUGUGCUCUUGAAUCUGUUGUCUCCAUGGGUCAAAAUUUGGAGUGGUGUUAAGGUGGCCUUGGGCUGCCCUGGGCUGCCUUCCCUGUACCCAGUCUUACUUAAAAAGAGGUCCUUGGAACUUGACCAGCAGCCUCAACUUUACAAGUGUUUUGGUAUGUACCUCUGGCAAAUGUCCUACCUUAGUGAAGCUGCAGCCUUUACUUCUGCCAGGGUGAAAACUGGCCCAUGGGGGUGCAAGCUCCCCCAGGGAGUGACUAUAUACACAGGCUCCACUGGAAUCCCUGCCACCACCUGUCAUCCUGCAGCUCUUUACAGCUCAACCCGAUGAUAGAAACCAUCCCAUCCCUUCCUUCCUUGGCUGUUCACCCAGUGCUCCCCUAAAGAUCUUAUCGACCAGAGUGCCCAAGAAGCCGUCGUCCUCUCUCAGAUCCUGACCGGAUCACCAGCCACAAGGGCCAAUGGAAUUUCCCUAGGUCUUAUUAAAACAAAGAGGGCAUUGUGCUUCUCAAAUUCCCUUUGGGAAAAAAUAAUUCUGCUGUGACGAUAAAAAUAAAAAAAGAGAGAAAAUACUGGAAAACUGUUUCCCCCUCCUAUUUAUUUCCCUUUCUGACUGCCAACUUAGAGUGCCAAGAGGAGGCAUGAUGACAGCUAUGGAGCCCCCAGAUCUCUCUCUCCCUGGAAGGCUUAGCAGGGGCAUGGAAGCGGUAAGGGAAUCUCCAGCUCUCUUGGCAGGGGCCUCUUUUAAGAGCACAGUGAUUCCUAUGUCUCCCUGGUGCUCCUAAUGAGACAGCUAGAAAGCAGUGGUGACUGCGGACUGUGGAAAAGUCCUGCCUUCCCAGGGACUGGCCUGGUUUCUCUGUUCAGUCCAUCCAUAGUGGGUGGUUGCCAUUAUGGAUAAAGGUAAAGGAUGCUCAGAAUUGGAUACUGAGACUUAUAGGGAGAUGAUUACUUUUUAAAAUGCAUGCAUGUGUGUGUGUGUG